This is a messenger RNA of Argiope bruennichi, 3857 nucleotides long. RefSeq names its product serine/threonine-protein kinase 31-like. Gene Ontology annotation, biological process: spermatogenesis; protein phosphorylation. Gene Ontology annotation, molecular function: ATP binding; RNA binding; protein kinase activity. The record is from RefSeq and is a predicted model, not a curated record. The transcript is spliced from 24 exons. The coding region runs from base 140 to 3427 and encodes 1095 amino acids. NCBI's taxonomy places the organism in Eukaryota, Metazoa, Arthropoda, Arachnida, Araneae, Araneidae.
GAUUUUUCAAUAUGCAAUGCAUGCUCCUUAUCACUCGAAAAACCGCGAAUGAAAACAUUGAAGUGUAUUGUUUCUUUCCGUAAGAAACUCAAUUAGUGACAUGUAGUAUAUUUUUGUUUUUCUAAAUGAUUUUCAUAGAAUGAAACCAAUAAUGAAUAAAAAAGAAGGAAAUCAGACAAUAACCUAUGAUGUUUAUGUUGGAAAUGUCCCUAAGAACAUAAACGAGAUUGACUUAAAACACUUAUUUAGUAAGUAUGGAGAAGUUAAACAAGUUCUUUGUCGGUGGAAAGAAGAUUACUUUGGCUAUGGGAUCAUCAAAUUUUCAUACAAAAAAGACGCUGAUCGAAUCCUUCGCGAAGUCCAAGAAGUAACUUUAAAUGGUCAUACCAUGCCAGUUAAAACAGCACGAAGAUCUGAACAUAGUACUCAGAAUGGCAGUUCAAACUUUGAAAAUAAGCCCAAUGUAUAUUCUGACAUGAACAAAAAUCAGAUAUGCUCUGGAUCAAAUUUUUCAAAUACGGAUUAUGGACAUUUUCAGUAUCCUGCACCUUCUCCUGUCAAUGAACAAGUGAUUCGACCUCAGAUUUCUCAGUCAGUCAAACUUGAUGUACUUUGCUCUAGUGUAGAAGAUCCAGUAACUUUUUAUGGCUAUCCAGUAAAUAGAUCUGAAGACCUUAUGAUGAUUACGAGUUCCUUAAAUAGUUUGAAUUUCAGUCACAAGCCUCUUGAAAAGAAACCAUCUUUGAAGAAGGUGUAUGCUGCUUUGUUUUCAGAAGAUAAUUCUUGGUACCGCUGUUCUGUGGUUAAAAUUUCUUUGCCUAAUAAACCUGGAAUGUGCUGUGUUCGUUACAUUGAUUUUGGAAAUCGAGAAGAAAUUAGCUACCAGAAUAUUAUUGAAAUACCAGAAUCUUUACAAAAGGUGCCUCCAAUGGCAUCAAAAUUUAUUUUGUCCCAUUUAGUCUGUGAUACCAAGGCAACCAAUAAGAGAUCGUGCCUUCAUCAGCUUGUAAAUAAACGAAUGACCCUAUCUGCAAGAUUGUCACAUAAUAUGGAAUAUCAUGUUUUUUGGUGUUCUUGUAAUGGCAAAGAUGUAAUUUCAGACAUCAUUAGUAAGGGUUUCGCCAAACCUGUGAGGCUUGAAUCCUGUAACCAAGAGUUAAAUACAAAAAGUCGAGCUUAUGCAUGUGGAAGUGAAAAUAGAGCAUCUUCUAAUUACAAUUCUUGUGCAUCUUCCCUUUAUAUACCAAAAGCAUUAGAACCCCCUGUUAAUGGUGCAGCAAAUAACAACAAAAAGACCCAGAAAAACCAGUGUAAGUCUAAGGAAGGAUCCCCAAGGAGUGAAGAAGUAUAUUGCAAUGGAAUUGCUGAGGAAGUUAGAAAAGACAAUGAAUUUCAUCCAAAAAUGAUAAUAAAAAGAGGUAGUGAACUUGGUGAUAUAGUUAGAAAAAGUUCAUUGGAGGCUUCACCUAAAGAAAAGAAUUCCAGUCAGCCUUCUGCUUACAUGCUGGAUUCAGUUCACCCUAACUUGAAAUUCAUUAACAACAUCAGGAGUUUAGUAUCUCAAUCUUCUGAUGAUAGUAUUAUAAGUUCCGCUGUAGAGUUGCUGAAAAAUGAAAUUACUACUAUUGUGCACUCUGAAGUAUCUAUUAAAAGUGUUAUUUCUGCAUCACAAAAAUACUGGGAAUCUGUAGAAAAUUUAAAGAGAUUUGUUAAUGAAAAAAGAAGAGAAAUUUGUACUAACAUGGGAUUGCCUUCUUCUUUUGAGGAAAGACUGACUUGUUUAAAAUCAGCCAGAGAUUCAUUCCGAGUUGACCUUUUUAACAAACUUGAGGAUUAUUUAGGAAGCUGUGACAGUACAAUAUUUCAAAGAAAAGAGAAGAUCCAAAAAAUCAUAACUGAUCUAGAAAGCAACUCAAAUGCAUGGAUGAAUGUGCAACUUCCGAAAAAACCUGAAACUAUUGAUGAACUUAUUGUAGAAUAUAAUAAAGUAAAGGAAGAACGGUGGAAUUUGGUGUCUAAAACACGAGCAAAAACAGAUCAAGCUCAUCAGCAGUUUGAUGAUAUACUAUCAACCAUAAAAAAGGAAUUUCAUUUAAAUACUUUAGAAGAAAAUGAAGUUUCAAAUUUUAAUUCUAAUGUAUAUAACAUUGGCAAAACUACAUCAUUUGAUGAUCAAUUAAAGAAAGCAUUAACAAUCUUUGGAAAUGCUUUAGAAGAAGAAAUCCAGACUUUAACUGUGAAUAAGGACUCUGGAAAUUAUUCUGUUAUUCAAUGCCUUCUAGAUAUUCUGGAUGUCCAUAAAGAAAAAAUUGAUUCUUUAUGUGAUCAUUAUGAGAAUUAUUACGCUGUAUACAAUGAUUUAAACAAACUACCUGAUAUUAAAAACACUUUGGAUGAAUUAAAAGGUACUAGCAAGGAAGUACAUACAUUGACAGAAGAACUUUGUCAUAAAGAGGAUUCUUAUGGGAAUGAUGCACAGCAGGAAAUGUUGGCUUUGAGACAACAAAUUCAUCGUCCUUUAUUAAAAGAAGAUUUGCUCAUAGGAGUUUUAGCCAAGGCAGCAGAAUCCCAUUUUCCAGAACUGUUUAUUGAAGUUCCUGAAUUAAAUUUACAGAAUUAUUUAGAAAACAAAUUACUUUUAAAAAACUGGAGACCUGAUUAUUUUCUGAAUUUUGGUGCUGGCCAGAGAGGAGAGUUUUCAUAUGAAUCUUAUAUUAAUGAUGAACCAAUCACAAUAAAAGAAUACUCGUUUGAAAAUGUAGAAGAGUGUAAUGCUUUCAUUCGAAAAGCUGUUCAAUGGAAUGAAGUUCGAAGUGACCAUAUAGUUAAAAUCAAAGCAUUAUUUUUUAAGAAUGAAAAUACUAUUUGUGCUAUUUUGCCUCCUAUAACAAGUACUCUGUUGAAAAAUGUUCCACCUACUUCACCUUGUGAUGGUGAAAAAGCAUGUCGUAUCCUCCGACAAGUUUUGAUUGGUUUAAAAGACAUUCAUUCUGCGGGCUUUGUUCACCAUGCUGUCCAUCCAACCACUAUAGUCAUUGAAAAUGAGAAGGCUUUGAUUGAUUUCUGUUUUGAUUCUAAAUAUGUGGAUGAAAGAGUUAAUUUCAAAGGUAUAAAUUUCUUGCCGCCUGAGAUCAAAGCAGCGCAUGAAUCAGCUGAUAUGUAUGGAUUUGGAUGCCUUGUGCUUUGGGUUCUUUUUCCUAAUCUGUCAUUUACUCUAACUGAAGAUGGUGUUCCAAACAUAACUGCAUUUAAAAGCAUUAUACAAGAACUUAUUUUGCCUAAAGAUUAUUCUUUCCUUUCUUCAUUGAUUGAUGCCAAUCCUGAAAGAAGGCCAUCUUCUUGCACACUUCUUAGCAAAGGGUUUCUUUCAAAAUAUGAAGCUUAUUGUCGCUCCAGAUGCGAUGCCCAAAAAAGUGCCUCAUUGUAGUUCCUGGAUCUCUUUUCAUCACUAAAAAUCUUUCAUUGCAGAGAAAGUAUUCUUAAAUUUUGAAAUUACAUUUCUUUCUCAUCAGUGCCAUAUACAAGAGAAUUUUAUAUGGUUUAUAUAUAUAGAUGUUAAAGUUUUAUAUAAAUAUAUAUAUAUAUAUGUAUGUGUGUGCAUUAAAUCCUAAAUGGAGGAUUUAUUCAUUACUGUUUAGUCAUUUAUUCACAUAAACCAUAUUACAGGUAUUGCAAACCAAAGUAGUAAUUUAAUGGAAUUUUUAUUUUGGAGUAUUUUCUGCAAUUACAAGAAUAAUUGCUCUAUCUGUGAUGAUUUUGAAACUGUGAUUUUUUUCCAUCAUUGUUGAAUUCCACAUGUUUGACACAUGUCAUCAUUUGUAAAUUACUAUUUUUUGAAUAAAGUUGUAAUCUUUUUA